UGAAACACGAGUAUCGACGAAACAAGUAAAUAUAGUAGAAUUGUGAUAAGAUAGCAAAAUAUACGCAGGUCUGAAGUAUACAUGGAUAUUAGUUUACACAAUUGAACAUGUGGUAGCAGAAAUAUACACGUUGCAGUUGAUGUAUAUUUCUCAGCAACAAACUAAUUUUCAUAAAUAUUUUUCUGAAUAUUUGUUGACCGUGAAAUUUCUUUGAGUGCCUGACCGGGAGAUUUAAACUUUUUCACGUUGACUUUCAUUCUUUUCUGGAAAAUUUAUAGAAGUGUCUAAUAGUUAACUGUGGGAAAGUGGGGUGUGUGCGAUGUCCCUUCCUCAAUUCGGAUACAACUAUCCUACCACAACUUUGUCCUCUCCGUCACAGAUUCUAAUGUCGACCCCCACUACUUCUACGCUAUCCUCCGUUACCACGUCCUGCUGUGAGAAUGGUCGCCCCAUAAUGACCGAUCCCCACACGGGACAGACGGUGUGCUCCUGUCAGUAUGGGUCCGGUCUCCUCAGCGCCUACUCCCGGGUCCCCUCCCUCACCGACUCAGUCUACAGUGCCGGACCCUACGGGUCACAGAGCUACAUGCCCCUGGGAACGGACCCCUCAGCGUUUUAUUCCCCGUUGAAUUCUCCAUAUGACCUCAAGGACGGUUCGGAUGCAGCUUGGCGGAGUCUUUCCCAGCCGUCUGCCUGUUAUCCUUAUGAUCCCGCCAUGGCGGCAUAUCCUUACGGAAAUGCUUAUGGCGGAAUGGAUUUGAACGGAGCCGCCAGACGAAAGAACGCCACAAGAGAGACAACAAAUACGUUAAAAGCCUGGCUCUAUGAGCACCGAAAAAACCCUUACCCCACAAAGGGGGAGAAAAUAAUGCUGGCCAUUAUCACCAAAAUGACUUUAACCCAAGUCAGUACCUGGUUCGCAAAUGCUAGACGACGGCUUAAAAAAGAAAAUAAAAUGACUUGGUCUCCAAGAAAUCGUUGUGGGGAUGGGGACGACGAAAACAGUAAUGACAAAGCCGAUGAUGAUGACGACGAUGAGAAAAGAAAGACAGACGAAAACAGCAACGACCCCAUAAAACCUAAUGAAGAAAAGGACAGUUUUGAUAUUUUGAAAGUGAAAAAUGACCAGGAUGCAGUAAUUGAGGAUAAUUCAGUCUUCGGCGAUAAAAAUAGCAUGAUGAGCACAUUGACACCUAUAGGGGUAGUGGACAGCAUGCCAGCCCCCUCGAUGUCUACCACAGAGCUUAAACCCCCAAUAAUGGACCAUAAACGUCUAGAAUCCCCGUGUUCUAACAGCAGUGACUCGGGUCUCAGUGACAUAAACACUUCUCUAACCCUGAAUGCUUCCAAUAUGGAUGGAGGUGAUGGUCUCAGACCCCGGAUAUGGUCUCUUGCGCAUGUUGCGACUUCUAAUUCUGGAUGCACAAAUACUACCUCUCAAGUGUCGAACGGAAAAGACCAAAACCUUCCUUUAAAUUUCUCAAAACUAGGUUCCCCUACCAUGCCCUCUUCUGCUACUACAAUGAGACCAUGGAUGGACAAUACGUUUUCUAUAGGUUCGUCAAUGUUUUCUACAAGUUCUUCUCCAGGUUACACAAACCUCAGUGCCAACAAUGGGGGUGGAAUGCUUGAUAAAAGUUCGUCUUUGUCCGGACUCUCUGGAUCCGGAUUUAACGGACUUUCAUCCGCCGGAAGUUCCCCGAUUCUUCGUCCCUAUCCCUCACUUUCAAACCUAUACUCCCCGGCCCGUGACGUUGGAACAAGGGGUAACGAAAGACUGACGAACCCAAUUGGAGAAGAUGCACCGACCAUAUCGUAUUAGGAUUCCUUAUGGGGACUAUCUUCUGGGAUCCGCGGAUGUUUCUUGAUGCAGCUGUCGUGAUAAGUUCAAAUUCUUCCGUGCUGUGAGACAUUUGGAGGGCGCUUAAGGACAAUGUGCGAUCCUAUCCAGUGCUUGGUGCAGACAAGAGUUUUCCUAACAAGGUUAAUAUGACUACGAAGGGAUUAAUAAAGACUGCGAUUAUUCUGAAGUGCUAAAUAUUCCACCAAGUGCUAUGAGCCAAGUGUUGUUUAUACUGAGUUGAUGCUAUCCGACAGGAAAAUUAGUCAGAAAUUGACAUUGGGAAUCUGGGUAACGUGUUUAUAUUUAUGUCUAAUCGUGUGUUGACAUUGGUCAUUGAGGGGGGGAUAUUGCCUCGUUGGAUUCUUUCACCCAGAUAGGGUCGGGCUCGGGCUCCACUUAAGAUCUCAAGUAGUCCGAUGUGGGAAUUAAUGCGCCAUCAGUCUUUUUACCUAUUGCGCUUUAAUUGAACUGAAGAGUGCUGUCACCUUCGACUUGAAAAAUGAGUUUGUUGAACAGAAACAAUGAUAAUACAAGAGCUUCGAGGCAAUAUUUAUUGAAAAAAAUGUAUGAAACGUUCUUUCAUUUUUCCUGUAAUAUUUUACCACAAAUGUAUGCAUUGCAAGAAAAAGGUCCUGAAUAGGUCUUGUAAAUAUUACUUUAGCAACACACGACACAAAUUACUACAAAUUAUGAAAAUUUCUGCAAACAUAACUUGGUGUACAGAUUCUUUAAUACUAGUAUGUGUCUCUACCUUACAAAAUUGUUUCCCCUUUUUAUGUAUCCUUGUUUAACAAGGUACAUGGGAAUAGAUUUAUAUGAUGGAGAAAUAAGAAAUAUUUAUUUUGAAAAUCUAUUUAUUAAUGAAAGCAUGUUUUUUUUAUUGGCCAUUUAAAAAGGCUGUUGAACACUGAUACUACAAUUUGAGAACAAAAUCUCAAUUCUUUUUUUGCAUUUGACACAAAACGAUAUUGAUUUUUUUGUCAACAUGUAGCAGUCUUUUUUCAAACGGAAUAAAAAAUA
Messenger RNA from Saccostrea cuccullata (small rock oyster), 2863 nucleotides. Its product is annotated as Iroquois homeobox protein 6a-like. Gene Ontology annotation, cellular component: nucleus. The transcript has 6 exons. Gene Ontology annotation, biological process: regulation of transcription by RNA polymerase II; cell development; neuron differentiation. The record is from RefSeq and is a predicted model, not a curated record. The coding region runs from base 320 to 1822 and encodes 500 amino acids. NCBI's taxonomy places the organism in Eukaryota, Metazoa, Mollusca, Bivalvia, Ostreida, Ostreidae. Gene Ontology annotation, molecular function: DNA-binding transcription factor activity, RNA polymerase II-specific; RNA polymerase II cis-regulatory region sequence-specific DNA binding.